CUGCCAGAGCAACGGCCCAGGCACUCCUCCCUCUCUGUUCGCCUCUCGCCGAGAAUGGCGCACGGCCUCGCCGGCGGCGUCGGACUCGGACCCCUCCGCUGCUGCCCCUCCGUGUUUUCCUCCCCCACCACCGUUCGACCCGCCCUGGACGCUCCUCGUCGAAGCCUACGGGUUCGCGCCUCUGCCUCCCCUCCACCGGCCACGCCGGCCAUCGAGGGCCGCGACGUCGGGCUCUCGGUGACGACGCGGCGGGGGCGGGUGCUUCCGGUGCUCAAGGCCUGCUCCCUCCACGUACCUCCCGGACAGCUAUGGAUGCUCCUCGGCCCCAACGGUUGUGGCAAGUCCACACUGCUCAAGGUUUUAGCAGGUUUUCUAAAUCCGUCGGCUGGUACAGUGUAUAUAAAUAGGCCAUGUAGCUAUGUCUUCCAAAAUCCGGAUCACCAGGUUGUGAUGCCUACAGUGGAAUCUGAUGUCUCAUUUGGUCUUGGUAAGCUCAACCUUCCAUUAGAUGAGGUCAGGUCAAGGGUAUCAAAAUCUUUGGAUGCCGUCGGGAUGUUGAGCUACUCUCAAAGGCCAAUCCAAACCCUGAGUGGUGGGCAGAAACAGAGAGUUGCAAUUGCUGGUGCUUUAGCUGAAGCAUCCAAAGUAUUACUGCUGGACGAACUGACUACAUUCUUAGAUGAACAUGACCAGAUGGGUGUGAUAAAGGCGGUAAGGAACUCUGUAGCUGCUGAUGGGGAGGUCGCUGCACUAUGGGUGACUCAUCGGCUGGAAGAAUUGAAAUACGCCGAUGGUGCUAUUUAUAUGGAAGAUGGCCAGAUAAUCAUUCAAGGUGACGUCUCAACCAUAUCGAGAUUUAUAAAGAGAAAACAGGCACGCUACUUUGGCCAUUUUGAGCUCUAAUCCCCAAAGCUGUAGAGGAAGUUCCUCCUUGUAUGAAUCGACUAAUUGCAAAGGAACUUAUGUUUUUGUUAUCAAAUGUAGUAUUGCUGUAUGCCUGGAACAUUGGUUUUAGGCAUCUGCACGAGUUUCACUGCUUAGAAA
Molecule: messenger RNA, 1044 nt
Organism: Panicum hallii
Lineage: Eukaryota; Viridiplantae; Streptophyta; Magnoliopsida; Poales; Poaceae
Product: ABC transporter I family member 10
Exons: 5
Coding region: 55-903 (282 amino acids)
Biological process (GO): transmembrane transport
Cellular component (GO): membrane; chloroplast envelope
Molecular function (GO): ATP hydrolysis activity; ATP binding
Source: RefSeq, a predicted model, not a curated record